CCAUGGGAAUAAUCAAGAAAAAUAUGGCCAACUUCACCGGUGAUUCUUAUCCACAUUACGACCAGCUCAGCGAGAAAUGGCAGUUAGGAGACAGGCUGUAUAUUCCCCCAGAAACAGCCGACGCCUUCAAGACGCGUGCAGAGGGCAGCGAGACUACAGUAUUUUUCGUGCUGUAUAAUCGAAUCAAUAACGCUCUCAAAAGCAAUUUGAAGGAAGGAACAGUCAUCAAUUCCCGGGUGUUAUCAGUGGGGUUUGAUCGAGAUCUGAUAAACCCGUUACCCAAACCUGUCGUCAUUUCCUUCACUAAAUAUCAGAUGGAUAACUUAACAAGUCCAGUUUGUUCAUUCCUCGACUUCAGCAACAAAACGUCAGGUGAUUGGUCGAAUCAUGGUGUCAAAAUGACGUCAUUUGAAGGUAACAAGAUUGAGUGCGAAAGUAACCACCUGACAAACUUUGCUGUUCUCAUGCAAGUUAAAAAAUUCAAGAUUUCCAAACCACAUACACAGGCCUUGCAGAUGAUUACAUACAUCGGCUGUGGCAUCUCGUUGUUUGGCCUGGCUCUCACCCUGGCCACCUUCCUAUCUCUUGAGACGUUGGCGUCUGAACGAACAUCAAUCCACAAGAAUCUAGUGGUAGCCAUAGGACUCGCACAGAUCAUCUUCUUGGCUGGUAUUGACGUAGUUUAUAAUCCUAUUGCUUGUAAGAUCGUUGCGUUAUGUCUUCACUACCUCUACACGGCAGCAUUUACAUGGAUGUGUUGUGAGGGUCUUCAUCUUUACACCAAAGUUAUCGAGGUCUUCAGCUCUGAAGCCAGCAAAAUGAAGUACUACUACAUGCUAGGGUGGGGAGUUCCUCUCAUCAUCGUGAUCAUCUCAGCUGCAUCACGAAUAGACGGCUACAGCACAGAAUAUGCGUGCUGGAUAUCCAUCGAUCAUGGUUUGAUUUGGGCGUUUGUCGGCCCUGUCCUCGUCAUAAUGUGUAUCAAUUUCGUUGUCAUGGUGAUGGUUAUCAAAGUCAUCCUCGCUUCUGUGACAUCAAUUCAGAACCCCGGCAACACUUCACAAGUUAAGGCUGGUCUGAAGGGUAUGGUCGUACUCCUGCCUUUACUCGGGCUAACAUGGGUGUUCGGGCUGAUGGCAGUCAACGAAAAAACCAUUGCUUUUCAAUACAUCUUUGCCAUCCUCAACUCCCUUCAGGGUCUUUUCAUAUUCGCCUUUCACUGCAUUGGUAACUCUGAGGUGCGUGUUGCUUACAAAAGACUCCACGAGAAACGAACUCUUGCUAAGAGUCUACCUGAACAUUCUUUGUCAUCUGGCAACCACCAUAAGAAUGUAGAGGAAUUUAACAAGCGAAGAAUGAACUCACGUGAAACCAACUCUACUGGAGACGAGGAUAUCAUUGUUACCAAAGCCAUUCGAAGUGUCUCAGAUGUGAAGCUGACUGGUGGAACUGAUCACGUGGCCAUGCAGACAUUCGGAGAUGCUGAUUCGGGACGCUGGUCACUAAACUGUCCUUCACCCGACCCCCCGUGCAUCGUUUUCCAGUCCGCCACCAAGGAUCCCCGAGGAAAUCCCCGCUCAGCUCCAGAUAUUCUUAACGGUCCGAAAGCAACGCCUCGAGAAAGCUAUAGAAGCGACGGAAACUACCCGACUGACAGACACAGAUAUAGAGGAGGUAACCAAGACAACAGACGCGAAGAAAGUAGCUCUACCAACAAAUACCAAAGAUUUUAGAAGGCCACAAAAACGUAGGAAAGCRUCAAAGUCUAGACACUGAAAAAAAAAAACAGUUUUCAUUCAGGAUUUAUACCUGAAUACCUUAAACAAGCAUUGUAGUCGUUCAAUAGAUGGUUUUCAACCAUUCCCAAGAGAAUUAAAUAACAAAAGACACGGCGGCCAUGUUGGAGGAUAUAACAAAAGAAUUCAUUAACAAUUCUUUUGUUAAGUUCCUCCAACAUGGCCGCCGUGAAAACCAUCAAUAGAGACUGUUCUUUUUGGUUUCCACCCACUUCCCUUUCCUUCCCCCAGGAAAAAAACUGAUUGGCUCUCAGUAUUAGCUCUUAUAGCAAUGAGAGCCAACCAGAAGAAGAACGUGUUGCAAAUAUUCCCUCUUCCAAUGUCAGUCGCUCGAACCAAAAAGACAGGUGUGAGUGACGUAUCGUGAUAUACCACUUAGUAUAGCGCUGUAAUUAGAUAAAUGAGUAUCUUCCUACAUUUAAGUGACUUUCAAGUGGAACCCAUUUGAUUGCAUGGGCUUUUUAUUUCACGAAAUACUGACUGAUUCGAACAUUCUUUUCUUUGCAAAUAUUGCAUGCAAGCUCUGUAAUUAGAUAAUGAGCAUCAUUAUCCUUGCAUUUUAGUGGCUUCCACGGGAUGGAAGGCCAUUUAAGUGCUUGGGUUUCUUACUUCACAGAAGAGUAAUCCUUCGACCAUUCUUUCACUAACAAAUAUUGCAUGCCAAAACUAGUUAUUACUGUGUGAAAAUGGCGUGAUAUACGCAAAGAUAAAUUUUAGUCAUGUCAGUAGGGUACGUGUGACAGACACAUAUAUUAAUAAUACGUAGUCUUAGUCUGGAAGUUUUCUAAAGUUUGUACAGUUAACGAACUCCAAUAGUUAUGAACAUCGCUUCCACCUAUUAGCAAUUCCGAACUUCAUGGAAAAACGGGGUCAAGUUGGCAUUGCAGUGCAUUUUUAGGGUACGACGCCAUCUUGGAACCGACGUCCAGUAAAACAGCCCCAUCAUGCACUGCAAUGUCAACUCGAUCCAGACUUUUCCUCAACCUCGUAAUGGCUAAUUAUAGGGUGGGCUGAAAUAUUUUCAACAGAUUUGGUACGAAUAUUAUAUAUUGACAAUACAGUAUAUCAGUAUAUCCUAACGUAAUACAGUAUAUGCUAUUUGCUUAGUUAAUGUUGCAAAUUCGUACCUUAACUGUACAAAAUUCAUUAAGUACCUCGAGUAACGAGGAAUAGAUCCCUCGCAGCACUUCAGAAUUCAGCUCAGUUUGUAGGGCAAAACAAUAGGUUUAUAGUACUCAGAAGAUUGAAAUUCUGGCCGAAAUUCUUUUGUUUUGUCCUAGAUCCAAAGAGUCCACUUACAGCACGUCGGAAUGUAGCUCAAUUACGAGGACAGAACAAUAGGUUUCCAAUUCUCAGGACAUUAAAAUUCUUUCGUUUUGUCCUUCAAAUUGAACUGCUUUGGCGUCACAUGCAAUGGGUCUAUUAAGGUGCAACAUGGUUUAAUAUAUUAGUUUUUUUAGGCAAAGCACGUUUUUAUUGUGGGUGGAUAGAGUCGGGCUGGAGACAUCCGUGGCCUUCCCCCUGACUCUAGUAGAUAUUAGACCUCUUUACCUUGGGUGUAAUAUUCCCAUCAYAGACCACGUGUCAUUCCCUCGAGUAUCAUUUCUUUGUUUUAAGGUUGUGCGUCAAAAGACACAUGAAUCAUAUGAUGAUACAACUCAAAAAAUAAUCUUAUUUUCUAGAGAACGAAACGUUAAACAUUACGCCAAAGGUAAAGAUGUCUAUUCCAUGACCUGCAAAAAAUAUAUAUAACUUUUAAAUAGUAGGAGAAAAAUAUAUAACGUAUCUUUUCUAGAUUUCAAAUUAUUAAGAAAGUAUAGCCAUGAAAUAGGGUCUCUUCUUGGUGCUGCAGAUCUACGAUUUUACUUCGUAUUUCAGAUCAUUUUGUUUUGGCUGUUUUUACUUCCCGUCUGCUCUACAGCACAAAGAAUGAGCCGUAUAAGAUCUAGAAGUUUUGAUUGACUAGAUAAAAAUGAUUAUAAAUGUACAAUAUAUAUAUUUGCAUACAACAGACUAUAUAGGCCAUGUGGGAUGGGCUCUUUAGUACAUAUGAGCAUGCGCCGGCACUUAUAAGCAUGUGUAAUCCUAGUUAAUCUCCCAUAAUCGUUUGUGAGUUAGGCGGACAGGUGUUCUGGUCUAGCUUGGGUGAAAACGACACCGUAUAAUGGUUGAAGAAAAAUACUUGUACCCAAGCUAGAGCAGAAUUCACCAGGUUUGUCAGUCACUUGACAAAAUUUUUAAGGCAACGGAUAGAUAUGUGCACGCACAUAUAUCUGUAGAAUAGUGGUAAAGUCUUGUAAUAAAUAUAAACAAGAAAAAAUGGAA
Molecule: messenger RNA, 4121 nt
Organism: Actinia tenebrosa (Australian red waratah sea anemone)
Lineage: Eukaryota; Metazoa; Cnidaria; Anthozoa; Actiniaria; Actiniidae
Biological process (GO): G protein-coupled receptor signaling pathway; cell surface receptor signaling pathway
Cellular component (GO): plasma membrane
Molecular function (GO): G protein-coupled receptor activity
Source: RefSeq, a predicted model, not a curated record